GCGGUGUCACGCUGGGCCGGCCCGGCGCCCAUCCUGGCAGCGCCCGGUGCCCGCGGCCCGCCCUGCCCUGCCCUGCCCUGCGGAUGUGGAGCCGGCACCGCCGCAAGCUCUCAAGAGAUGGCAGAAAAAACGAAAGAGAUGAUGGAAAGCUGGUCUUUCUUGGAUACUGUUGAGUCUAACUUCAGGCCCCUGGUAGUAAUUGAACUUGCAAAGGGCACCAAGGAAGAAACCAUAGAAUGGUUCACUAAUCGAAUUGUGGACAAAAAGGCAAACGGAGGUGCACAACUACUGAUUAAACCACUGGUUACGGAAAAUGGAGUUGAAAAUAUUUAUCUGGUUGGAGCUUCCCACUUAAGACUUUUGCUGGGAGCUGAAGCUGUAGGUUUGGUGAAGGAAUGCAAUGAUAACUCAAUGAGAACUUUUACAUACAGCAGUAGAAAAACUUUCAAACAUUUUGCAGAUGACAAUCACAAUUUCCUUACAAUGGCAGAAUGUCAGUACAUCAUCAAACAUGAACUUGAAAAUUUGAGAGCCAAAGAUGAAAAAAUGAUCCCUGGAUAUCCUCAGGCAAAGCUGUACCCAGGAAAAUCAAUUGUGAGAAGAUUAUUGACCAGUGGUGUUCUUGUUCAGAUUUUCCCUCUGCAUGAUAGAGAAGAGUUGAAAAAGCUUAGUCACAGCUGGUAUGGCCGAGUGAAAGUUGGUUAUCAACCUUUAGAUGACAUACGCUGCUACUUUGGCGAAACCAUUGCUCUCUACUUUGGCUUCUUAGAGUACUUCACAUUUGCUUUGAUUCCAAUGGCUGUCAUUGGGAUUCCUUAUUACAUGUUUGCCUGGGAAGACUACGACAAAUACGUGAUGUUUGCCACAUUCAAUUUGCUGUGGUCCACUGUGAUACUGGAGGUUUGGAAGCGCAUCUGCGCCAUCCUGACGUACCGCUGGGGCACGCUGCUGAUGAAACGACAGUUUGAAGAACCAAGACCAGGCUUCCAUGGUGUGCUGGGGAUCAAUCCUGUCACUGGGAGGGAGGAGCCAGUGUACUCAAGUAUUAAGAGACAGUUACGGAUUUACCUGGUGUCCUUACCAUUUGUGUGCCUUUGCCUCUACUUCUCAUUGUAUGUGAUGAUGAUUUACUUUGACUUGGAGCAGUGGGCUCUGGAUUAUCACAGAGAGAAUGAGUCUAACUUCAGCAACUUGAUGCUAUUCGUGCCCAGUAUCAUCUAUGCCAUUGUGAUUGAAAUUAUGAACCGCAUCUAUCGGUAUGCUGCUGAAUUCUUAACAUCGUGGGAAAAUCACAGGCUGGAAUCUUCAUAUCAGAAUCAUUUAAUUCUGAAGGUUUUAGUGUUCAACUUCUUAAAUUGUUUUGCAUCCCUCUUCUACAUUGCCUUUGUAUUGUUUGAUAUGAAGCUUUUGAGGCAGAGUUUGGCCACUUUGCUGAUAACUUCACAGAUCCUCAACCAGUUUGCAGAAUCCUUACUUCCUUACUGGCUCCAGAAGAGAUACAACAGGAAGAUGAGGAAACGCAUGUGUUCCAAGAAAACUAAUGCAGACCUGUCAUUAGCUGAACAGGUCAACAUGGAGAAAGAAAUGGGAACCUAUUUGGGUACUUUUGAUGAUUACCUGGAGUUGUUCCUGCAGUUUGGCUAUGUGAGUCUUUUCUCAUGUGUUUAUCCACUGGCAGCUGUUUUUGCAGUGUUAAACAACAUCACAGAGAUAUAUUCUGAUGCCUUAAAGAUGUGCAGAGUUUACAAGCGUCCAUUUGCAGAACCCACAGCAAAUAUUGGUGUUUGGCAGUUGGCCUUUGAAACUAUGAGUGUUAUAUCAGUUGUUACUAAUUGUAUACUGAUUGGAAUGUCUCCAGAAGUGGAUGCCCUUUUCCCAGACUCAAAAAUGGACCUUGUUCUGACUGUGGCAUUCGUAGAGCAACACGUUUCUGCAGUGAUGCUUUCCUUUGGCAAAGGCCAACAGAGGACAGAGGUUCCAGCACUUGCUACUAGCAAUAAAGUUUAUUAUGGCUUUCGUAAUUCCUGAUAAACCAAGAGAUAUCCAGAUGAAACUUGCCAAAUUGGAAUUUGAAUCUUUAGAGGCUCUCAAACAACAGCAAAUGAAGCUGGCAGCAGAGUCCCUGAAGGAGUAAACACGGAGGAAUGAGGAUGACUAAGGCGGUCACAUGUGAGGCGGAACCAGGGUUUGUGGUCGUGUGUGGCGCUCAGAGUGCACCCUCCACCAUCUACUGAGUAGGUGGCACCUGCUUAUAUGAAACUUGGUAAAUAAUCUUCGCCUGACACUGUAAAAAAAUGUAUUUUCUCCUGCUCUCUUCGUUUCUCAUAUGCAAUUGCUUGUGAAGGUAACACCAAAUAAAGCACUCCAGCUUAUGCCAGGUCUGGAUAAAAUCUGCCAGACUCCCUGUGCUUUGAGUGAUUGAAAACAGAUCCUGUGAGGAAGCAUCCAGAAGCUAACUAGAAUUUUCAGCUGCAGCUUUCUAAAGAGGAAAAGAAAAAGCAGACUGUUCUUUAAUUUACUCUCCCUUAUGGUUAUUGCCCCUUUUGUUUUUCCAUUACAACAGCUAAUCAGUCCUCUAUUAUUUCAAAGAUUUGCUUAUUAGCUGCUGCUUGUCCACAGCAAAUUAAUUUAAGUAUGUUAUACAUUUCAUAGGGAGCAAUAAUGGAUUUCAUUAUUUGAUCUGAGAAAUAGUUGAACAUAAAUAUUUAUAGAAUAUGUAUUAUAUACUCCUGUUUGCUAGUUCUUUAAACAGGUCCUAGCUAAAAUCUUUUAAAAAGCUAGGCAAAAAAAAUUAGUAGGAAACAGAUUGCUGAUCAGUGACUUAUGAAGCAUAUUUAUUUUCUAAUUUACAUUGGAUGUUGGUAUCACUCUCCUGGAUUCUGAACUGUAGUAUUGUAUGAAUGGAUCUUCUGGUUAGAUGAACAGUAACAGAUCAAUUAAACUUGAUACUUGAUACACCAG
Parus major (Great Tit) is the source of this 2961-nucleotide messenger RNA. RefSeq names its product anoctamin 10 (gene ANO10). Gene Ontology annotation, cellular component: plasma membrane. The transcript has 14 exons. Gene Ontology annotation, molecular function: chloride channel activity. Gene Ontology annotation, biological process: chloride transmembrane transport. The coding region runs from base 118 to 2028 and encodes 636 amino acids. Lineage: Eukaryota; Metazoa; Chordata; Aves; Passeriformes; Paridae. The record is from RefSeq and is a predicted model, not a curated record.